Macadamia integrifolia is the source of this 1303-nucleotide messenger RNA. Its product is annotated as deSI-like protein At4g17486. Lineage: Eukaryota; Viridiplantae; Streptophyta; Magnoliopsida; Proteales; Proteaceae. Bases 289 to 1047 code for a protein of 252 amino acids. Gene Ontology annotation, biological process: protein deubiquitination. Gene Ontology annotation, molecular function: deubiquitinase activity. The transcript has 5 exons. The record is from RefSeq and is a predicted model, not a curated record.
ACUUAUUCUACUUCAAUUAUCAACUAACCAAGUUUUGGAAUCCUCAAUUUCAAAAUUCAAAUAAUUCUCUUCCUGAAAUCAAACAUUAGAAACUCAAAUUUCUCACAUUCUUCUCCGAUCUCAGGGCGAGAGCCGCCAUUUCCCCUUUUCGCGGCUUUCGCUCGUUAAGAUCUCUACAAACAAAGAGAAAAUCGAAGAAGGGUUGUUGGUUUGCUUCUUUGGAAAAGCUGAGGUUGAAAUUCUAGAAAUACUCGACUUGGGGAGAAUUGGUGGUGUGGGAUUUAUAACAUGCGCCCGUUUUUGUCGCGCUCGGUAGCUACGAAGGAGCAGAGUAAUGGAAGAGGUAAUCGUGCUCAGUUGUACCUUAACGUCUAUGAUCUAACGCCCAUAAACAACUACCUGUACUGGUUUGGACUUGGAAUCUACCACUCCGGAAUUGAAGUACAUGGUAUGGAGUAUGCAUUUGGAGCCCAUGAGUACCCAACGAGUGGAGUAUUUGAAGUGGAGCCAAGAUGCUGUCCUGGUUUUAUCUACCGACGGUCAGUGUUAUUGGGCAGUACUGAUAUGUCCCGUUCAGAGUUCCGGUCAUUCAUGGAACAUUUUGCUGGAAAAUAUCACGGGGAUUCCUACCAUUUAAUUGCAAAGAACUGCAACCAUUUUACCAAUGAUGUUUCCACGCGUCUCACCGGAAAAUGUAUUCCUGGUUGGGUAAAUCGAUUGGCUCGAUUAGUUUCAGGUUCUUUCUGCAACUGUCUACUACCAGAGAGUAUUCAGGUUACAGCAAUUAGGCAUCUACCUGAUCAUCCAGCAUAUUCUGUUCAGAGGCACAGCAUGUACCAUCAGACUAGGAGUCCUCGUAUGUUGGUUCAGAACCAUCACAGGAUCACUCCUUGGAACAUGUUCUCUUUCUGUCUGACAUUAUUUUUUCCGUAUACGAAUCAACAGAAGAUGGGUCUGACUCUAUUGCAUCAUCACCAGAAGAAGACAGUGAGGAGGACUCCGAUCAUCACCUGCUUACUUCGCCAAAUAGUGAUGUGGCAUUUAUAAAUGAGAGACCAUUGAGGCUUGCAAAGGAUCUCCUUUGAUUAAUCAGACCUUUGUUUCAUCUUUCUGCCGUUUUGUUUUGUCUGUGCUAGUAGUGUAUGAUUUUCAAUUGUAUCGAUAAACCCUUUGUUUUAGUUCACCUACUCUACACUGGUGCCCACAUUUUUUUGUGUAUAAUGGUAAUACAGGUAUCUCCUGGUUUCUUGUAUUUGAACAACAAUGUAUAAUGUAGUAGGAGCAUGAAAUUUUGAUUCUUGAA